AGGACGUUGUAAUCCAGCACAUAAUCUUCUCUUAACCAACUUGUUAACAUUAACAAACCUGGUUCUCCAUCUUUAUCCUUAACCCCAACAAUUAACCAACAUUGACCUCUUCUUAAUCUCUUCCUCAAAAUCUAAAUCCUUAUAAUCUUCUUAUUCAUUUAUUGGUUUAUUGAAAUUAUCAACUUAAUAAUCCAACAAAAGGACAAAACCUUCUCUUAGAAUUCUCCAUCAAAUUCAGAUCCUUUCUUAUAGUUGGUAACACAACACAAUCAUUAAGAACGCAACCACAAUAUAAAACCAAAACGGUGUCGUAUAGAGAAACACACACCAGAAGGAAGAAGAAGAAGAAAUGAGGUGUAAGAAACACUUACCGGAUCUUACAAGCACCGUCGGUGUUUGCGCCUCUUGCCUCCGUGAACGCCUCCAGCUAAUUUUUGAAGUCCAGGUCCAAGCCCAAACCCAAGACCAGGCCCAACCACCUGAGAACGAGAAGAAUCUUCCAUCAUUGCAGGCUGAUUUUCCAUGCUCGGUUUCGCCGUACGUUUCUCACCUGAAAUCCGAUACUCGCCUGAAGGAGAUUGUGUUUCAAACUACGCCGGAGGUUGAAUUAAAAUCAUCCGCCGUAAACGACGGAGGAAGUGGAUCUGAGAAACGGAGAUUGAAGAGAUUCUGGAUUUUAUCGAAUUUGUUCCGAACAAGAACAAAUUCAGAUCAAGAAUCAUGCGAGAUUUCAUCAUCGGUGCUAGCAUCAGCAUCUCCUCCGUCAGCGACGACGGUUCCCGCUCGCCGGAAAAACAACAACCGCGUUAGUGAUCAACGGAGAUGCCGUCAAAUAGAUCGGGGAGCAUCACCGGUGGAUAAUUUCGAAACACUAGACCGAUCGGAAUUUGUAAACUCGUCGGAAUCUUCACCGCGGAGUCGGAACAAGACGACGGUGAUGACGACGGCGCGGCGGUCGAAGCUAGGUUACGCCGGGAAGAGUUUAGCUAGUAUGGCGUUUUGUUUGAGUCCGUUGGUUCGGGCGAGUCCGAAUCGGAACUGGAAUAAGGGAUUGGGACAGGAAUUGAAUGCGGGUGGGGUGCACCAUAUUUCCAGUGCAGCUUCAUUUUGCGCCAGUCGAUCAAGGAAGCUUGUUGAUCUUGGAAGACCCGUGAAUAAACGUUGAUGUUUUUUUUACGGUGGUAAUUCCUUUUUACUUGUUGUCAUAAUUCUUCUCCAUGUAUUGUAUACUGUAUAUAGUACUCUCACUCUGUAUACAAUGUUAAAUGUUAAUAGUUUUUUUCUUUUUUAUAGAAGAAAUUGAACUUGUGUAAUGAUUAUUGACACUGAGGUGCAAUUUAAUUCAUAUCUUUUCAA
Messenger RNA from Medicago truncatula (barrel medic), 1356 nucleotides. RefSeq lists its product as uncharacterized. The record is from RefSeq and is a predicted model, not a curated record. The transcript has a single exon. Lineage: Eukaryota; Viridiplantae; Streptophyta; Magnoliopsida; Fabales; Fabaceae. Bases 350 to 1165 code for a protein of 271 amino acids.